AUAAAACUAUUCACAGAAAAGUAAGUGAACAAGAUGAUAGUUUAUACACUCAGUGCGUUCAGUGCAAUUAUAUUGAUUGGAUUAUGCAUAGCGGAAGAGCUUCCUGUAACCACUUGCAAGCGGAAUUCUUCUAACUAUUUCAAUUGCUUAAAACUUGCGGUAGAGGAAUCAUGGCCACAAUUUAUUAAAGGACUUCCAGAAUUUGACUUUCCACCUUUGGAUCCUUUGUCUUACAAACACGGCACUUUUGACUUUGAUAGAGGCGAAGUACAUGGAAAAAUAACCAUAAAAAAUGCUAUUGCGUAUGGUUUAAAGAAUGCUAAAUUUGCGGCUGUAAGAGCGCAUUUUCUCGAUGAUAUCUUUCGUUUGGAAAUUGAUACACAAGUACCGAAACUGUUUCUCGAAGGUGAUUGUGAAGCAGAAGGUAGGAUAGGCGGAUUUAAAAUGGGCGGAAAAGGAAGCUAUAAUCUAACUAUAGACGAUAUUAGAGGAACAUGGGAUUUAAUAGGACAUGUAGCAAAUGAUACAUGGACUGUAGAACAUUUUUAUUGUCGUCCCACAGUUAAAAAUAUGAAAAUUUAUUUGAACAAUUUGUUCGAUGGCAAUAAAGAGUUUAAUGAUCUUGCAAUGUAUUUUGCGAACGAAUACUGGCCGAUUCUAUAUCGCUCGAUGUUACCAGUAACAUCUGAAAUAUGGGACCCAUGGUUGAGUGGCUUCGCCAAUCGCCUUUUCUCAAAAGUUUCCUUCUCGAAAUUAUUUCCAUAAAAUUUUAACAUUUGCCCCUUCAGCAUAUAUUAAAGAGUGCCAGACUCUACAUAGAACUUAAAAUAUAUUAAAAUUAGAUAUCAGAUAGAAAUAAAAAUAUUUAGAUAGAAAUAACACACACAAUUAAAUACUAAAUAGUAUAAUAUUACCUACUAAACGAUGCACACAUGCAUGCGCCAUUUGCUUAACAAUAUUAAUUUUCUAAAUAGAUUUUUUAACAAUA
Nylanderia fulva is the source of this 988-nucleotide messenger RNA. RefSeq lists its product as uncharacterized. Gene Ontology annotation, biological process: multicellular organismal reproductive process. Lineage: Eukaryota; Metazoa; Arthropoda; Insecta; Hymenoptera; Formicidae. The record is from RefSeq and is a predicted model, not a curated record.